AUGCAGUUAGAAAUCGACACCGGCGAGGACAACGACUCUCUCUUUUCCGAGGAAGGCUCGACUAGGAGUGCCUCGAUCGCUUCGUCCGUCCUCAACUAUACGUACGAGAACGGCCGUCGAUACCAUGCCUACCGCAAGGGGGCGUAUUUGUUACCGAACGACGAAGAAGAGCAGGACCGGCUCGACCUCAUGCAUCACAUCUAUCGGCUGUGCCUCGACGGCAAGUUGCACCUGGCCCCGCUGAAACCGGACGUACAACGCGUCCUGGAUAUCGGCACGGGAACUGGCAUUUGGGCCAUCGACUUCGCCGACGAGUAUACAUCCGCCGAAGUCAUCGGGAACGACCUCAGCCCCACCCAGCCGAGCUGGGUACCUCCGAACUUGAAAUUCUACAUCGACGACAUCGAGGCCGAGUGGACGUACAGCCCCUCCGAAGCAUUCGAUUACAUCCAUGUCCGAGGGAUGGGAGGGAGUAUCCUGGACUGGAACAAGCUGUACCAGCAGAGCUUCAAGAAUCUAAAACCGGGCGGCUGGCUCGAACUGCAUGAGCCGGAGGCUAUGUUCCGAGGGGACGAUGGGACCGAAAAGGCCGCCGAGUCCGUUCAACAGUGGCAGGGCCUGAUUAAUCAGGCGGCACGCAAAUUCGGGAAGGAACUCGAUCGUGCCCCGUUGCAUAAACAGCGCUUGAUCGACGCGGGAUUUAUUGACGUGCAUGAGGAGAUCUUUAAGGUUCCCGUCGGGCCCUGGGCCAAGGAUCCGAAAUACAAGUUGAUCGGUCGCUAUCAACGAGAACAUGCCGUGGCCGGCAUCGAGCCGUAUACGCUGGGGUUCAUUGUCAAGAUCCUCGGCUGGAGCCAAGAAGAGGCACAGAUAAUGAUCGCGAACGUCCUCAACGAACUGAAAGAUCGCAGGCUCCAUCUGUAUGUGCCGUUUUACUACGUCUACGGCCGGAAACCCGAGUCGAAAUCCGAGCCUGCGUAG
This is a messenger RNA of Eremomyces bilateralis CBS 781.70, 981 nucleotides long. RefSeq names its product TAM domain methyltransferase. Gene Ontology annotation, molecular function: methyltransferase activity. Lineage: Eukaryota; Fungi; Ascomycota; Dothideomycetes; Eremomycetales; Eremomycetaceae. Bases 1 to 981 code for a protein of 326 amino acids. The record is from RefSeq and is a predicted model, not a curated record. The transcript is spliced from 2 exons.